Molecule: messenger RNA, 2115 nt
Organism: Maylandia zebra (zebra mbuna)
Lineage: Eukaryota; Metazoa; Chordata; Actinopteri; Cichliformes; Cichlidae
Source: RefSeq, a predicted model, not a curated record
AUGGGAAUUUGCAUCAUAAAGUCAAGAGAUGCCAAUGGCAGCCCUGAGGACAUCGGGAUAGUCCUUGAAGGCCAGAGAGUCUUGCUGGAUUUGGAUAACUAUACCCUAGCAGCUGCAAUGCUGUUUGGACUAAUGGUUAUUUCCAUGGUGACCAACCUCAUGGCUACCGCUACAGAGACCAUAGUGCAAACCACAGGAAACCUGUCAGACCAUAAAGACCAAAGAGGAAGUGAAUUUGGUCGUACCCAUCAGGAACUAAACCCGUCUGUGCUGAGUGCUGCUGAGAGUAACUCUGUUCUCCAUGGAAUCAUAGUGGCAGCUCAGGCACUGAUACUGCUGUCUGUAUUCCUUCUCUCCUGUCUUGGUAACUCAGCAGUUGUCGUCGUUAUCAUCAAGCACAGGCAACUUCGAACAGUGACUAAUGCUUUUAUCAUGUCGCUGUCGCUAUCGGACUUCCUCACGGCUGUCUUGUGUCUGCCAUUCUCUUUUGUUAUGCUUUUCAGUAAGGAUGGAGUCUGGAUGUUUGGGGAUCGUUUCUGUGUUGCCAAUGGGUGUUUGAACACCUGCUUUGGUAUUAUCGCCACCCUGACAAUGACUUUGAUAUCCUUUGAUAGGUACUAUUCCAUUGUCAGACAACCACAGGCUAAAAUAGGCAGACAGAAAGCAGCCCAGUUAUUGAUUGCAGUGUGGAUAACUGCUGUCAUUUUCUCUCUGCCUUGGUAUCUGGUAAUCCGAACACCUAAAGAAAUCCACAAGCAAGGUUUUUACCACUGCAUGUAUGUGUUCCACUCUGGCACCUCACUCAUGGGAACAGCUUAUAGCAUCUGUCUGAUCAUUGUAUGUUAUUUAUUGCCUUUUUGCCUGAUGUGUUUUUGCCAUUACAACAUUUGUAAGACUGUUCGGCUCUCAGAAAUACGAGUCAGGCCUGUGACCACAUAUGCAUACUUACUUCGAUUUUACAGUGAAAUGCGAACAGCCACCACAGUUCUGAUAAUGAUUGUUUUCGUUAUUUUUUGCCGGGUGCCAUAUUGUCUAAUGGGGCUAGUUACUGCUAUAGGGGACUACACAUUUAAUCCUGCAAUGGACACAGUGGCCAUUUGGCUAGCUUGGGCAAAUGGAGCCAUUAACCCUCUGAUCUAUGCUCUGAGGAACCCAAAUAUAGCCAUGUUACUGGGACGCAGUAGAGAGGAGGGCUAUCGGACCAGAAAUAUUGCUGCAUACCUCUCCAGCCAACUCAGAACCACGAGGCCCGGUUUAAACAAUGCAGAGAGGAUAAAAGAUCGCUACCUGAGUCGCGCAGGGCUUAACAGCCAGCUGUUGACUUCGAGUCCUGGAAAAACAGGAGGGGGAGGAGAAGUGUCAAUGUGGGCUUGUAAAAACCCUGCUGUGUACUUCUGUAAGGACACUCAGCAAAAUACUGCAUCACUGCCAAACUCAGUUGGCGCUCAAAAGACAAAGAGACCUGACACGAGCCUUUGAGAUUGUAGAGUUUGCAUUAUCUAAGAGUUGGUUUCAUCAUAAGUGUUAUUGCUAUGAAUCAAGAUUUGUUUUAAAGACUUGAUACUGUGUAUGACCCCUGAGACCAAAACUCUUAUGUUUAUGAUUAACAUUGUGCUCCAGGUAUGAACAACACAAAGAAUAAUUUGAGUUGUUCAUACUAAAAUGAUCAUAUUUACACUGUGCAAGUAUCAUCUUGGAUGAUACCAUUAGGUCCUCUCAAACAUACUCAUUUAAACUGACUGAAAUGAGUAUGUUCUUGUUCUGUGACACAGAAUGCUAAAGGGUGCAAAAUAGCUCAUGUCUGAGUUUGAACAUCUUUAUAUCUGUCCUUAAUCUUAAAUGUGCCACACAGCAUAUGUACUGUUCACGUCAUUUCCCCUGUCCUCACCAGCAAAUUAACAUUGUCUAUUGUUUGUUUAGCAUAUUAAAGCAACAUAAUUAGAUGCCACUCUCCUAAUAUCCCUACCUAUCAGUGGCUCCAACAUGACUUUAGUUGGAGCCACUGAUAGGUCAGUCAGACCAGGAAGUAGCAUUGUGGCAUUUUUCCACAAAUGCUUCAAAAAGAUAUUCAUUACAGAGCUGGCUAUCAAACUGCUACUCUGGGGAAGCCUGUUA